GAGUUUGUUUCCACAUAACAUGAUAUUAAAGCUUGUUUAACAAACGCCUGCAGAAACAGGUGUAUAAAACAUUAUAUUCUCUUUUGAUAAUCGUACACCUGAAGCACAAAUGUUAUCGCUGCAGCAUUGUUUAUCAGUUGGGUUUCUAGGAGAGAUCUCUAAUGAGAGUCAAACCCCUGCUAAGCUAAUGGGAGCGUUGCAGUUUUGUUUCCUUAAACGUCAUCUUCCGAAUAUUGGGGAAUGGAAUGCAUUUUUUGAUAUUAGAUAUCAAGUAGGAAUAUCCCUCAUCCAGCUUGAAUGGAAUGCAGCAUAACCGUGUACCCUGACGAAAUGAAAUUUAUUGUAAGCAACAUUUAUAUUGCAAAUAUUAUUAGAUAGACCUCUUUGGUAGAUUCAUAUGAAAAAUUAUGAUUUUUGAAUGUCUGUUCGGAGACGUUCAUUUCAUGAAACAGUCAUGAUACAGUUAAAAUAAGGCUUGCUUGAGCAUUAAGUGUCAUUUCAAAUUCUGGCUUUCGUGCGUGGACGUGUUUUUAAAAUUUCAUUUGGUAUUAUUAGUUAGCUGCAAAAUAAUGUAUUAUGCCCAAAGGCAUAGGGUGUCUUAUUCAAUGUGAAACUGUUUUCUUAAUGGCAUGAAUCACACUGAAGGCCUAGACAUGCACGGCCCACCACUGCAUUUGUAUAACUCUAGUUUGAAGGAGAUGAAGACUAAGUAUGUGUCUAAACUCAUGAGGAGGAAUAGUCCAGUAUCUCAUAUGGGUGCACGGUCAAAUUAAGUAUACUUUGGGCUUAAACCACACCUCAAACAAUCCCCAGUCAACCUCCCCACGUAUCUCACUCAAAACUCUCACGUAAGAAUUGCGUUGUGCGUGAACAUUUAGAAAGUUUUGACUGAAAACCUGUCCCCCUGUCAGCAUCACGGAGAAGCCAUCCAGUCUUGAACACUCGCAGCCCGGUAUCAACUCACUUACUGAAGCACCCACAUAGAGGCCGGGUGUACUUAGUUUUUCUGUGUUCCAGAUUGAAUCUGAUCGCACCCGGCCAACCACGUUGCCUUUCAAAGUAUACUUUUCUGACAGAGAGCGAAAAACGAACGCAUUAGACGCAUGCCCUCUACAACGUCUUUGUGAUACUCUUUUAGUACAGUCAAUGGCCGGCGCAUGUGCAAACGAUGUGCACAGAGGAGGACCACGUCCAUGGGUCUAGAAAAUCUGGGCCGGAGCGAUCAGCAAUGGGGAAAACCGAAAUAUACUUUGGCCUUAAGAGUUUGAAGCACCUGUCUUAUGAAAAUGUCAUGUGGUGUUAUGAAUAAUCAUGAGAUAGCGCCUUCUCAUUGGAAACAUUUCUACACUAUCUGACCCUUAGAAUUAAAUCUGCUUGACAUGCUGCUGAAGAUGGAGUUUGUUAAAGAGGAGUUUAAAGAGGAGAGUGAAGACUUCAUUAUUUCAGAACCAUUCAGACUGAAGAAUGAAGAAGAUACUGAGGAGCAAAAAGAGCUGAUGGAAGUGAAAAAGGAAAGUCAAGAACUGACUGAAGUGGAGGAGAAACAUCAGUAUCAGAAACCUGAUCAUUUUGUAAGUGCAGAAAAGUUUAACAUUUGCUCACAGACUAAAAAGAAAUACUCACAAAAAAGAACUCGAAGAACAAAAACAGAAAUUCUGUGUGGAAAGAGUUUCACACAUAAAAGAAAUCUUCAAAGCCACAUAAGAAUUCACUCCAGAGAGAAACCUUUCAUGUGUCUUCACUGUGGAAAGAGUUUCACACAUAAAGUAACCUUGAAAAGGCACAUGAGAAUUCACAUUGGAGAGAAGCCUUACACAUGUCUUCACUGUGCGAAGAGUUUCACACAUAAAAUAAAUCUUCAAAGCCACAUAAGAGUUCACUCUGAAGAGAAGCCUUACACAUGCCUUCAGUGUGGAAGAAGUUUCAUAGACAAAAAAACCCUUAAGGAUCACAUGAGAAUUCACACUGGAGAGAGGCCUUUCACAUGCCUUCAGUGUGGAAAAUGUUUUGAACAUAAAAGAAGCCUCAAAAUUCACAUUGGAAAUCACACUCGAGAGAAACCAUUUGCAUGUCUUCAGUGUGGGAAGAGUUUCAGAAAUAAAACAACCCUGAGAUCUCACAUGAAAUGUCAUUCAGGAGAGAAAUUACACCACUGUUCUCAGUGUGGCAAAAGUUUUGUUCAGGCAAGAUAUCUCAAAAUUCAUCAGCGCUAUCACUCUGGAGAAAGGCCAUUUAACUGUGAUCAGUGUGGUCAAAAAUUUGUCUGUUCAUCACACUUAAAAGCACACUUGAAAAUUCAUGGUAAUGAGAAGCCUUACAUGUGUUCCCUUUGCGGAAUGAGUUUUUUACUGCUGAGCAAUUUUAAACAACACCAGGAAAUACAUACUGGUGUGAAAGCUCAUGUGUGCUGUGAAUGUGGAAAAGCCUUUGGCCGAUUCAGCAGCUUAAAACGGCACCAAAGUGUUCAUACGGGAGAAAAACCUUACAAAUGUUCACUUUGUGAAAGUAGUUUUGCUUAUCCAACACACCUGAUAACUCAUGAGAAAGUGCAUACUGGAGAGAAGACAUAUGACUGCACUCAAUGUGGGAGGAGUUUUAGCACAUUAAGUAAUCUACAGAGACAUUUAAAGAAGAAUUGCCCAAAGAUGUCACAGUGAGCAAACUUCAUCUUGAGAAUCUUUGUCAUGUGAAAUUUGUGAAACUUUUAAAGAUGUGCUGUGUCUUAGAGAGACUACACGAGUGAUAUGGUGUUGGAAGCUUUAUAAGGAACCAACACUUACAAUACAGGAUGAAUGAAAUGAGGAAAAAAUGCUAUUUUGGCCAUACCAAAGCCUAUUGUCAAAGACACUAUAAGGAUGAGAUGAGUCAUAACUAUACAUAGGAAUAGGAAAACUGUAAUGCUAAAUAUGGUGACUGGUUGGAAUGGAAAACAGUAAAAGAGCAAUUACAUUUUUUGAUAUAGAAAACCAAUGUGAAUUUCUUUUUUAGCAUGCUUUUAGCUAAAGAAGCACAAUUUAGAACACUAUUGUUGCCAGAUUUUAUUUCUGAUUUGACAAAUUUUGUACAGAUAAUCUUGAAAAACAGUUUAAGAUUUCAGUCUUUCUCCAAUCAAGCAGAUUGGAGGUGUAUGCACUGAAAAUAGCUUCCCAGGUGCAUUACAAACAUGGCGGACCAAGUGACCGGAGAUUCCUUAAUGGACUUUGACUUUGCUGUUGAGUAAUGUGUUUAAAAAAAUCACUUGGGCUUAGAUGUAUAAUAGUUUAUGAUUGAGGGAACAUUAAUAACAUUUUAUAAGGUGUUGUAUACUAUUGUGUAUUGAUUAUAUAUUUUGCUGAUUGCACUGUAAAAUUACCAGAAAUAAAAAGGAUCUAAAUCUUG
Myxocyprinus asiaticus (Chinese sucker) is the source of this 3378-nucleotide messenger RNA. RefSeq names its product gastrula zinc finger protein XlCGF52.1-like. NCBI's taxonomy places the organism in Eukaryota, Metazoa, Chordata, Actinopteri, Cypriniformes, Catostomidae. The transcript is spliced from 2 exons. The record is from RefSeq and is a predicted model, not a curated record. Bases 1380 to 2657 code for a protein of 425 amino acids. Gene Ontology annotation, biological process: regulation of immune system process; regulation of cytokine production; negative regulation of transcription by RNA polymerase II.